Messenger RNA from Closterium sp. Naga37s-1, 786 nucleotides. The record is from the annotation of a GenBank genome assembly. Lineage: Eukaryota; Viridiplantae; Streptophyta; Zygnematophyceae; Desmidiales; Closteriaceae.
AUGCCACUGCCGAUCUCUCGAAUUUCCAAGCUGAACAACUCCUGCACUGCGCUCAAUCCCCUUUUCGUCCCUCUCCCCCCACUUAUGCCCCCCACCAUCGCCAGGGCCGAGAGCACGCCCAUGCAGUUCCGCCUCACCACAGCAGGCUCAAUCGACCCGCCGGUUGAAGUGACUCUGGGUAAGCCUGAGCUGCUGGUUGGGGUUCCUGCUGGAAGGUUCCAGGCAGGGAUCAACGGCGAUAAGCUCAAAGGAGGCGCCAUGUUCGCUGUCUCUUCCAAUGACGAGUACAAGCUCUACGUGACCAUCGUGCUGCUCUACCGGGGCACCCUGAAGCCAGCAGCAACGCUCGCCGUCGUCAACGCCACGUCAGCUCAAACCACCAAGAUCCUGCUGGACUGCACGUGGACGCAGCCCAGGCCCAGCGUGCAGCUGUGCGAGUGGCUCAAUGACCUCCCUGUUACUGCCACCCCCACCCCCACACCUCCUGCUGACUCUGCCCCUACCUCCGCGCCUGACUCUUCUCCCACCUCUGCUCCUGAUUCUGCUCCUAACGUUACUCCUAACACUGCUCCAAACUCUGCUUCUGACUCUUCUCCUAACUCUCCUGAUUCUGCUCCUGACUCCCCUUUGGAUGCGGCCAAGAGCAUGCGUGCGGUGGCCUUUCCAGGCUCGCUCACGGUGGUGGCCCUGCCAGUCAUGAACAUAGUGGUCAAGGCGGUGUACAAGAUGCAGGUGGGGUCGGAAGGGGGGGAUUCUGCUGAAGCCGUGCUGCACUAUGCGCAGUGA